Messenger RNA from Bipolaris zeicola 26-R-13, 1299 nucleotides. RefSeq lists its product as uncharacterized. Lineage: Eukaryota; Fungi; Ascomycota; Dothideomycetes; Pleosporales; Pleosporaceae. The record is from RefSeq and is a predicted model, not a curated record. The coding region runs from base 1 to 1299 and encodes 432 amino acids. The transcript has a single exon.
AUGCCUUCUGUACGGAAUACCAUCGUUGCGGCACUCGCCGCUUUUCCCCUAGUCCACUCCCACAGUUGGGGAGAGCAGCUCCGCAACAUCGACGACAAAGGCAAAUACGUGGGUGCCUAUGGCUAUCCGCGAGGCAUGGUCGAUCGGGGUCAGAAAGGCCCCGAUGGGAAGGAUACAGACAACUCCAUGACCUGGAGGAUGCCCGAGUCCAAUACCGAGGGCAAGGUCUUCAUCGACGCCGACCAACUACUCUGUGCACCAACGCAGCGAGAGCAAAAACAAUCCUCGGACAAGUUCCCACGCCUCAAGACUGUGCCUGGUGGCUUCGUCGCCAUCCGCUACCAGGAGAACGGUCACGUCACACUUCCACAAAACAACCCCGAAAAGCCAGAAAAAGGCGGCACCGUCUACGUCUAUGGUACAAAAGAGCCAAAGACCGACGAGAAGCUUUUCGAUGUCCUUCAGUGGACCCAGGAUGGUCAGGGUGGUGACAAGCGCGGAGUUUUGCUAGCCAUGAACGACUACGAUGAUGGCCGCUGCUACUUGAACAACGAGACCCCCGUCGCCAUGGAACGCAAGGUAGCCGACCCCGCCUACAUGGCCAACACACCAGAGACUGGCCCUGCCAACUCAGUCAUGUACUGCGAAACAGACGUGAAGCUCCCAGAAGACGUCGAGCUUGACAAGGCCUACACUUUGUACUGGGUGUGGCAGUGGACUUCUCUUCCUGGAAAGACACCAGGUCUCGACAAGGGCAAGGAUGAAUACUACAGCACCUGCAUCGAUGUCGACGUUGCAUCUCCCAAAGUCGCAAUGCAGGCUCUUGACUACGCUGACAUGUCUGAAUACGCCAUGGGCCAGCAGGAUGCUGUCAGCACUGCUGUCAGCGACUGGAGUGCGCGAACUGCACUUUACAAUGAGAUGCCGCUGAAGCGCGAGAUGGGCCCUGUUACCUCUCUUCUUUCCGGAGGAGGCGACUCUGAUGGUGGCAUUCCUUCUGCGACCGGCACCGCUCUUCCUUCUAUUCCUACUGGUGGACCACCCUUCUCCAACAGCACUCGCUCCGCCAUUCCAACUACAUCUGCGGUUGCGAUCCCAACCUUCAGUGCCCCUCCUGGUGUCGUGCCUACCCCUUCCCAGUCUGGCAACGACGGCGUUUCCGUCGUCACAACCACCGUCAUGGUCACUGUCACCGCACCUGCUGCCACUCAGCCUAUUGCGCCAGUCAUCACUACUCCUCCGGCGUCGGUCCGCAGCAUCUAUCACAAGAACGGUGCCAAGUUCCGCGGAUUGAUUUAG